UCUAGUCUUCCUAUUUGCACCACAUCAAUCCUAUGCCUCCUUUCCCCUGAACAGCUUUCCCGCCUGGACGAGAUACAGAACCUAUUCCCAAGUGAGGGCAAGAUAAUGGCAUGUGGCGGCUUCACCCCCUCUACUGAGCAAGCGUUUGGAACAAAGAGAUAUUUAAAACAUAGCUCUUCACAUCCCUAACUUCGUGCGCCGAUUAGAAACCUCGAAGUGAAGAGCAAAAGUGGUGGAAAGACAUAAGAAUUAUUGAAAAAUUGUAAAGAAUACGUGGAAGAGCUAAAGAUUCCUUUUCAUUGCAGCAUGCCCUCUACACAAAAGAGUUAUUUUGCUCACGGGGAAGGCUUCUACUAACUGCAAUCAGGGUCCGGAAGUUAUUUUGGAGAACGCUGAAGACUGUAGUCUCUUUGACUAAGAGGCGGGGGAGGAGAGUUUACACCGGAAGCUACGGCGGGCGCGGAGCGUCUGAGUACCUGUGACCUCUACGCCCCCUAGUGUGUUUCCUGUUAUACGCGCACCUUCCGAGCUGGAAGGAACCUUGUUCAGUUACGGAAGGGAAGACGUUCUCUGAUCAUGGCCUGUACUAUAGAGAAGAUCCUGACAGAUGCCAAGACCCUCCUGGAGAGGUUGAAGGACCAUGACAAUGCAGCAGAGUCCCUUAUUGACCAGUCCACCAUGUUGCACAAACGAGUGGUGGCUAUGAAGGAGGCUGGCACAGCUCUCUCACACAAGUACCAAGAAGAUGCAUCUGAGCUGAAGGAUAUGUCUAAAUUCAAACCUCACAUCCUGCUAUCUCAGGAGAACACUCAGAUCAGAGACCUGCAGCAGGAAAACAGAGAGUUGUGGAUCUCCUUGGAGGAACACCAGGAUGCCUUGGAACUUAUUAUGAACAAAUACAGAAAACAUAUGCUGCAGCUGAUGAUGAAAAGAAAAGAUGUGGAUGCCCAGCCAGUUCUGAAAGUGCAUCAAGCUCAAUCUGCAGAAAUUGAGACUCAAAUAGACAGAAUCUGUGAAAUGGGAGAGGUGAUGAGGAAAGCUGUUCAAGUGGACAACAACCAGUACUAUGAAAUACAAGAAAAGCUUGCACAGUUAGAGCUUGAAAAUAAAGAGUUGCGAAAGCUAUUAUCAAUCAGUAGAGAAUCUAUUGAGAUGCGGCAAGAAGGACUACCUGAUGAUACAGCUCAAUCCACAAAACAGCUGCCUUUGAAUAGUUGACUUCCAAAGCUGGUAACUGUAGGAAGGUGUGUGCUUGGUUUCCAAGUUGUUAUUUAAUUCCUUCAUGUCUCCUCUUGGGUAUCAUUCCAGCCUUUUGCUAUAUCAUAGACGGUGCUCUGUACACAGCUGUUGAAUUGGCACCCUCUACUGGCUGAGAUUUGCCUAGCUUAUGCAAAGAAAUACCUGUACAGCCAUAUUUCCAAGCAAAUUUGUCUUUUCUUGAUUAUUCUUGUUUUCAGAGAUCUCAGUUGGAUAAAAUUUGAUUAAUUUUGGCCUUCCUAAUCUAAAUGGGAGUUAAAGUAAUGCCUUUGAUCAGAAGUAGUAGAACAGUCUAAACACAUCCAUUUACUUGGAAGUAACAUUAUUGAUUUCAGUGGGACCUCCUUUCAAGUAAAUACGCUUAGGAUAAAUUGUUGGGCCAGCUUUAGGCAUUCUGGAGUUCUUUUGGCCCCACUUACUGAUUAAUUUAAAUACAGACUGCCAGUUUCUCUCUCUCUUAAGAUUAACAAAUAUAGAGAAUCCCUUGAAAUUAUCCUGUUUUUAAAAAAAGUAUUCUCUGAAACACCAGAGCACAAUCAUUGUGCACAUGGGCAUAGCACCUGUGCAUUGAGGGAUCUCCAUGGGGCAUGACAGAGCAUUGCAUUUCCCCAAUCUUUAGUGUAUCUGCAUGGACAGUCAUGCCAGCAUGUAAUUACAGAGAAUAGGAAGCCUAUGCAUGCCUCCCAUUCCCUGCCUAGACUUCUUACCUUCCCUCAGUCAAGGAAUCCCAUGUGCAGGCCUCUCAUUCACCACAAAGACCUGAUCCAUUGAUCAACUAUGCAUGUAUGCUGAGGAGGAAAUCUGGGGGGAAACAAGAAUACUGUGAGGAGCUUCCAGUGUGUGUGUGUGUGUGUGUGUGUGAGAGAGAGAGAGAGAGAGAGAGAGAGAGAGAGAGAGGAAAAAGUUAACUAUAAAUUGUGUAGGAACCUAGUCCUGUAUUUAUUUACAGCUUUCUGAAGCAUAUUUUGGACAGGAGAGAGGUUGCUGGGGUUUUAUUUGUGUUUUUUGCCCUCUUUGCUGUUUGCCUGCAAAUUCUCACAUCCCCAUACCCUGUAGAUUCCAUGACUGUUACACAAUUGUGCUUAAGAGUGUAGAGACAUUGCCAUGUGUCGAGUCUGUGUGGUCAUGUGUCUGUAUAAAAUGUCUUUGCUUUCAUUGCUUGUAGAACGUACCUCCUAUUGCUAAGAUGUUGUGAACCUAGAAGACUAGAAAGACUAGAAAUAUGCCUCCAUUCUAAAAUCCCUCUUGGGAAAGGAGAUGCUUAAAUAUCCCUGUUUUUCUACAGAUAACAUUUCAGAGUAGGAUCUGUGAGCUUUAUAUGUAUUGUCUGUGGCUCUUGUUGCUAUAAAUGUUGACCCAAACUUGAGGCACUAAGGUAAAAUAGCCACACGUGUCCUUUCCCCCCGCUAUCUUUCCCAUGAAUGGGGUAUGAAGGACAGGCACAUUUUAUAUUCUGGAAUUUGUAAAUCCUCGCACUCAAAUUGUAUGUGCCACUGAAACGCAUACAAAAAGAUGCUUCUUCACCAUCUUAUGCAAAUAUGGCCUGAUCAGCAGAACAGAUUCAGCUGUUUAUCAUCACUUUGCAGUGUUAUGCCUUAAAUACAUGCCAUCAGUGCCACCUUCAGAAUCUGACAAGCUCCUUUAACAAACAACGUAUUAUCUGUGUAUAAAUUUUAGAUAAUUUUGUAAAAAUACCUAUAGGACAGGAUUCUCAACCUUGGGCCUCAGAUAUUGUUAGACUCUAACUCCCCUCAUCCACAGCCACAAUGACAUUUGGACAUUGUCGCUGGGGAUGAUGGGAGUUGGACUGCAACAGCUGGGGACCCAAGGUUGGGAACCCUUGCCCUAUAGGAUGCUAUGUAAAUAAGUGAUUUAUGAAGGUGUUGACGUGAUGCAAUGCACUGUUCACCAUCUUGUCUGUCUGAUCAGUGAACUUAGAACUGUUCUCUUUACCUCUCAGGUUACUAAAUAUGUAUAUUGGCUUAUUAUUUUCUUGAAAUAAAUGUUUUGAGACAA
This is a messenger RNA of Hemicordylus capensis (graceful crag lizard), 3273 nucleotides long. It is a transcript of the gene SIKE1, whose product is annotated as suppressor of IKBKE 1. NCBI's taxonomy places the organism in Eukaryota, Metazoa, Chordata, Lepidosauria, Squamata, Cordylidae. The coding region runs from base 577 to 1218 and encodes 213 amino acids. The transcript has 7 exons. The record is from RefSeq and is a predicted model, not a curated record.